This is a messenger RNA of Onychostoma macrolepis, 644 nucleotides long. It is a transcript of the gene sinup, whose product is annotated as siaz-interacting nuclear protein. The record is from RefSeq and is a predicted model, not a curated record. NCBI's taxonomy places the organism in Eukaryota, Metazoa, Chordata, Actinopteri, Cypriniformes, Cyprinidae. Bases 112 to 579 code for a protein of 155 amino acids. The transcript has 5 exons.
AGCUGUAGACAAUUAACCUCAUUAAUUGGGGACACGUAUUUAGUGGAGGAAUCGGUUGCCUGAAACGCUGCUUAUUCUUCCAGUCACAGACAGUAACAAACGAUAGUUAGCAUGGCUCAACAUAACGAUCCACAAACGGACGCCGCACAGAGUUACUUAGAUACGGAAACGGAUAAGAUCUACAUAAGUGCAUUUCAACGCAGACAGCCGUUAACGUUCUCGCCUAACCGCCAGUACGUUUUGGCCGUCGUCUCCCCUCUGCAAAAACAGGACAGCUGUGAAACUGUCUUGGCAGAUGACAGAUCUUCUCGAGCAUCUUCACCUACUCAUGCAAAUAACAGAAGAGCCCUCCGAUAUCAUUACAGCCCAGAACACUGGACAGUGACCAGUUUUGAGCCUUUCUCUUUUGACGAGCGUGAUGCUGCACGGAGAGUUGAGCGUGAGAGAAGACUGCAGGAGAUGCGCCAGAUGCAAGAACAGCAAUGGUGUUCAAGAUUUAGAGCACAUCCAAUAAGAAGAUACAAGCCACUUGUUCAACUCUGUGGAUCAUCUCAGACCCAUUCACAACAGUCAAAAUAACGUCUAAAAGAAAUUUAAGAUUUGUCUUGUCGUUUUUAAGUGUUUUAAUAAAAAAUAAAUAAACU